Messenger RNA from Morone saxatilis (striped sea-bass), 3479 nucleotides. It is a transcript of the gene fbxo28, whose product is annotated as F-box protein 28. The record is from RefSeq and is a predicted model, not a curated record. Gene Ontology annotation, molecular function: protein binding. Gene Ontology annotation, biological process: protein polyubiquitination. NCBI's taxonomy places the organism in Eukaryota, Metazoa, Chordata, Actinopteri, Moronidae.
GUGUGUAAGCGCAUGGAUAUGAUCUGCCAGCGUGUCCUGAACCAGGGCUUCCUGAAGGUGGAGCGUUACCACAGUCUGUGCCAGAGGCAAGUCAAAGCCCAGCUGCCCAGGCGAGAGUCAGAGAGGAGAAACCACUCACUGGCCCGUCAUGCUGACAUCCUGGCCGCCGUGGAGACCCGCCUCUCUCUGCUCAACAUGACCUUCAUGAAAUAUGUCGACUCCAACCUCUGCUGCUUCAUCCCCGGAAAGGUGAUAGAUGAGAUUUACCGCGUUCUGCGAUAUGUGAACUCCACUCGAGCCCCACAGCGGGCUCACGAGGUCCUGCAGGAGCUGAGGGAUAUCUCUUCCAUGGCCAUGGAGUACUUUGAUGAGAAGAUUGUCCCCAUCCUGAAGAAGAAGCUGCCGGGGGCCGACCUGUCCGGCCGUCUCAUUGGCUCUGCACCAGUGGCAGGUCCAUCCACCUCCCUGACCACCAUGUCCCUGCUGGCCAAGAACACACCGUCGCGCUCUGAGAUGACUAAGGUGCAGCAGCAGGUGAAAGUGAAUGGGGCGUCAAUGACGGUGCUGCGGAGGGAGAUGCAGGAAAUUCGCGUCAAGCAGCUGGAGCAGCAGAAGCAGCUGCAGGACCAGGAACAGAAGCUGCUGGAACAGACCCAGGUGAUCGCCGAGCAGAACGCCCGCCUCGCCGAGCUGGAGCACAAGCUCCGCGAACUGAUGGACAGUAGCGCCGCAGCCAUGGGAGGACCCAGGCCCGGCACAGCCGUCCCCUCCACAUCCAGCACCGCUGCCGUGUCUUCCACUGUUGCCAGCACGUCUGCUACCGCGUUGGCAAGUGGCAGUGCGGCCGCAGCCUCCCUACCCAGAGAGCCAGAGGGCGAGGCAGGGUCAUCACUCAAACGCACCAGAAAGAGCUCAGACCUUCCACGACAGUCCAAACGGCUGCGCAGCAAGAAAUAAGAGACUCAGUGUGUCAUUUAGUUGAAGUUUUGUUUUUUGGUUUCUGGUCUGACUGAUCACACCGUAUACCCAAUCCCCCCGCGUCACUCAUCACCCAUACUGUCUGUGAGAUGAGUCAGGAGUAUCCCUGUAUGCUUUGCUUUACCAGUGUUCUCUCUCUGCUCUGUACAUGGGACUUGACAAGAAGAACAAUAUAGAAUAUCACCAGACUUAUCCUUACAGGGCUUCUUAGCCACCUAACUAAAUCCGAAUAUAGGCAGGUGGUCGGCCAUUUGCAGCUAAGAAGACUAUUUAUUGAAGGUUACAUUAAAAUGACUGUACAGCUUUUUAAUGUAGAUGAUUUUCUAAGAGGUUCAUGUUUGCAAAAAAUUUGGUUUGACAUAAACGGGAAAUCAGUCGGUUGGUGAAAUUGAUUAAUAGAGGUCACAUUGUUCGUGUGAUUAAUGCAAUUCUUGUUUUAUCAUUUCAGAAACACAGGAGUCAUGACAGGCCUUAAAUCACAACAUUAACGCAGUCGCAUGUUAUCAGUAAUCAGCAAUCUCAUUUCCAUUUUCAUGUGGGUCUAAAACAGUCUAAAUCCACAAGCAUUCAUUUCGUUCACAGUUGCUUCUUCCUAACUCCGGUUAAGUGCAAUAAAAAACAUCUAAAAAGUAAUUUAUAUUCCUUGCCUGUAGCUUGGUUGGAAAAGAAAGGAUGGAGUCUUAAGGAAGUAAAAAGGGCGGCAUUCCCCACUUGAAAAAAUGGAGGUAGAUGUUUGCGAGGGGAUUUUCCUUUCCACUGUGCCUCAGCAACCACUGACAGAUAUCAUUGUCCUCUGAUCCCUAGACAUUCAGCAGUGUUGUGUGUGAAAAUAAUAAUUUCUUUAAAAGGGUUUCAGCGAGAGCAGACCUUUCGGCCCACCUGAUGUUCUUGUUUGUCUUUUACCUGCUGUCCAGUGGCGAAACAAUGUUUGGCAUCUAUCCUUUUAGGAUCAUACCAGUGUUUUUACAUAUUUUAUUCUCUGUUAUUACAAAAAUGGGAAAAAUACAACUUGCAUCUGCACAAUCAUGCUUCAUUUUAUAGCAGCAAUUUCUAUCGAAAUCACUGUUCUAAAGUCUGACAAAAGAUAUUAACUCAUCAACCACAUCUAAUAAGUGGACCUUUUUUUUCUUUUUUAAUCAAUCUUCUGUUUCCAAUUCCACAAAAUCAAGAUCCACUUCCUAGCUUUUUUUUUUUUCUACAGUGCUUUCAAGCUGCUCCAGGUAGGGCUGUGAAUUGGCAAGAAUCUGGCGAUACGAUGUGUAUCACUUUACAGUGGCUGCGAUUCAAUAUAUUGUACCGUAAGCAAGGUGAUGUAUUGCAUUAGCAUUUAUCAUAGUCCCUGUAACAUCCAAAAUCAUAGUCCUUUACAACACUGCUAGUGGUUGGGGGUUUAAACACCAAUCGAUAGUGUUUUUGAAAAUCAAUACAAUAUAUCGCGAUACUCAAGUGUAUCGAUAUUUUCUUAUGCCCCUAUUUUUAUUUUUCAACCGGUUGCGGUUGAAGUUUUGCAGUUUCUAGUGACUGUCAGAUCAUCAUAUAAAGUGUUGACAUGAUCAUGUUGCAGAUUGCUGUUACACUCAAACACUCAGUGUUUCCCUGGCUAAUAGUUGUAGCAAAUGGAUGAAAAUUGAGAAAAACACUUUUAUGGUCCUUUUUAAAAGUCAAAGUAGAACUUGUAUAAUUCUUUUUUUUUAUUUUUUAAAAAGUACACUAUAUAUGUGAUGACAUUCAAGCGUUAUGUUCACGCAAAUGGAAAAUCUCACUUAAUCUCUAGUGCCAUGCUGAUUGUUUUUGUUUUGUCCACCUUUUAACAAGGCAAGCAAAUGGAAUUUAGCUGCAUGGAUAUACACCACCAGAGCGAAGUGAGAAUAUAUUGUGCCACUUUUUUUUCUAUGUUGCAACUUUAAAAUUAAAUCUAAAAUCAGCCUGUCGGAGGUGGUAUAAGGGAAUUACCAGAACUUCUGACUGGUUUGCAGUGACGGUGGAGGGGUGCUCAGCAGAAUGGCUCAGAGUAAGAUUAGUCUCCCCGGCUGUUGUUUAAGAAGCGUCGCCCAGCUCCCCUGUGCAGCGGUACUCUUCCCCUCUCAUGUGAGGCUAGGUUAGCUGUGAGCCCAUAUUGUGGCAGCACGUUUGUUUUCUUCGUUUGAAGCUUUUCUGUUGUUUGGAUGACCUGAACCACUCAUGGCAUGAACUUUUGGUAAAGAAACUUUGGGAAUGCAGUUCACGUCUUGGUGAACACUAGCGUGUAUUAUAACGACACUGGGCAGAAAAACACAAGAUGAUGUAAUCUAGUGGCUUAAUUUGAGACUGCGUCUCAGUUUAGAAAAUUGUACUGUAAUCUUCAUGUACUUUAAAGUGUAGAUUGUGAAUUAUUUCAUGUAUGUAUACCAAGAAAACUAUCUUUUGAGUUGGCCAACUUGGGGCUAACUGUACGGUUUUGUUGCACACAUUACUGUUACAACUGUACAAAUCAAACCUAUUAAAGCUCAACUUAACUUAUC